Messenger RNA from Pseudopodoces humilis (Tibetan ground-tit), 803 nucleotides. Lineage: Eukaryota; Metazoa; Chordata; Aves; Passeriformes; Paridae. The record is from RefSeq and is a predicted model, not a curated record.
GGCUCCGGGCGGCCGUGACCCUGCUGGAGUCCGGGGGGGACCUCCAGCCCCCCGGGGGGUCCCUGCGCCUCCUCUGCCGAGGGCAAGGAUUCACCUUCGGGGAUUUUGGGAUUUCCUGGGUGCGCCAGAAACCCGGGAAGGCGCUGGAAUGGGUCGCAGGGAUCAGCAGCACCGGUGGCAGCACCAGAUACGCGCCAUCGGCGCGUGGCCGGUUCAGGAUCUCCAGGGACAACGGGCAGAGCUCGGUGACGCUGAGCAUGAACAACCUCCAGGACGAGGAUUCCGGGAACCAGCAGAAUGGUCCAGAACCUCGGGACCCUCAGGGUGGAUCCAGAACCUUCCGGAAGAACCUCAGGACCCCCCGGGACACGCCCGGAUCCGGCUUUGCCUCAUCCCCAUCUCCCCUUUUUCCCGCAGGGCUCCGGGCGGCCGUGACCCUGCUGGAGUCCGGGGGGGACCUCCAGCCCCCCGGGGGGUCCCUGCGCCUCCUCUGCCGAGGGCAAGGAUUCACCUUCGGGAGUUUUGCGAUGAUGUGGAUCCGCCAGAAACCCGGGAAGGCGCUGGAAUACGUCGCAGAGAUCACAUAUAAUGGUGGUUACACGUACUACGCGCCGUCCGUGCGUGGCCGGUUCACCAUCGCCAGGGACAACGGGCAGAGCUCGGUGACGCUGAGCAUGAACAACCUCCAGGACGAGGACUCCGGGGUUUAUUUCUGUGCCAAAGCCGCUGUGGCUGGCUGGGAUGCUGAUGCUGGUUAUGGUGACGAUGCCGGUGCUGUCCCAGCCCCCAUGUGCCCCGGAUAA